ACGGUGCGACUCGGCCUGGGUGUACGAGCACUUUCAGUGGUAAACAUCAGUCGGUGCGAGAACGGCGUCGGAUGGAUGUUUCAUCGUGACGUCACACCCGGUGCUCGGUGCGACCCGGCGCGUCUCGCGUGAAGGAGUGUUGCGCGUGUGCGUCUGCUGCAUGCAUCUUCUGAGACGCACCUGUGCGGUCGUGCGUGCACUCGAGGCGACGGGUCACCCUCGUGCCUAACGUCGGGUCGUUGCGUCCUUGCGAGCCGAGCGAAGGUAGCGGCGAGUCAACGGUCACCGCGUAAUCGCCGCAUCCUCCCGACGCGACCGGAGGGCACCGUCCCGGCACCGACCACGACGUUGCGGUCCUCCUGAUCGGCGCGACGCAUCGCCGCCGGUGUGGGAUCCGGCCCGCGUUCCUUGCGGCUACGACAAAGGCGGCAAAGGUGCGUACUGAAAGUGGCCACGAAGAUCACGGCUGGCAGGAAGCUGAGGUUUGCGAAGUGUCACCACGCGUCACGCCGGGGUGGUGGGUCUAUGGGGGGCACCGCCCCAGCGGCCCCCCGGCGGCACGAGUCCAAACGGCAGCUGCCGGAACGGCGGUGCCAUCCUGGCACGGGCCAAGACCGCCCCGCUUCCGGUACCACCGUCCAAACGGAUGAAGAGUCCCUCCAACAUCAUGAGGCAGUCCAGCCUCACGAAAUUAGGUUCCAUGAUCAACACCGCCGUGAACAAGCGUGCCGGCAAUGGUGACAUACAGUGGUGUUUCUCGCAAGUGAAGGGGACCUUAGAAGACGAUGUCACAGAAGCUGAUAUAAUCUCAUGCGUUGAGUUUAACCACGAUGGCGAUCUCCUUGCAACAGGAGACAAGGGUGGACGUGUUGUCAUUUUUCAGAGAGACCCCGUUAGUAAAAAUAGUAUACCACGAAGAGGCGAAUACAAUGUGUAUAGCACCUUCCAGAGCCAUGAGCCUGAGUUCGAUUACCUAAAAUCACUAGAGAUAGAAGAAAAAAUUAAUAAAAUUAGGUGGCUAAAAAGAAAAAACCCUGCCCACUUUUUACUCUCCACGAAUGACAAAACAAUCAAGUUGUGGAAAGUCAGUGAGAGAGAUAAAAGAGUGGAGGGGUAUAAUACGAAAGAAGAAAAUGGCGCGAUCCGUGAUCCUGCCUGCAUCACUGCCUUGAGGGUGCCAACCAUAAAACCAAUGGAGUUGAUGGUGGAGGCAUCACCAAGGAGAAUAUUUGCCAAUGCGCACACCUAUCACAUAAACAGUAUAAGUGUCAACAGUGAUCAAGAGACAUACCUCAGUGCUGAUGAUCUUAGAAUUAAUCUUUGGCACCUUGAGAUAACUGACCAGAGUUUUAAUAUAGUAGACAUUAAGCCAACUAAUAUGGAAGAGUUAACGGAAGUGAUAACUGCGGCGGAAUUUCAUCCCGCGGAAUGCAACGUGUUGGUGUACAGUAGUAGCAAGGGAACGAUUAGACUUUGCGACAUGAGAUCUGCUGCUCUUUGCGAUCAGCAUAGCAAACUCUUCGAAGAGCCUGAGGAUCCAACCAACAGGAGUUUCUUCUCGGAAAUUAUUUCAAGUAUAAGUGAUGUGAAACUCAGUAAUUCUGGGAGAUACAUGAUCAGUAGAGACUACCUCAGUGUGAAAGUGUGGGAUUUGCAAAUGGAGACGAAGCCAAUUGAAUGUUAUCCUGUACAUGAAUAUUUAAGAUCAAAAUUAUGUUCAUUGUAUGAAAACGACUGCAUCUUCGACAAGUUUGAAUGUUGUUGGAGCGGUAAUGACUCUGCUAUCAUGACGGGCUCGUACAACAAUUUCUUCAGAGUAUUCGAUCGCACGACCAAGCGCGAUCUUACUUUAGAGGCAGCACGCGACAUUGCCAAACCAAAAACACUCCUGAAGCCAAGAAAGGUAUGCACCGGCGGUAAACGCAAGAAGGACGAGAUCAGCGUCGACUGCCUGGACUUCAAUAAGAAAAUACUUCACACUGCAUGGCAUCCAUCGGAAAACGUGGUGGCGGUCGCCGCUACGAACAAUCUCUUCCUAUUCCAAGACAAACUCUAGCACAUCUGUAUGCAAAUUAUACAACGGUAUAUACUUACGUGAGCUAAGCACGUUGAACUGAAAACUCCCAGUGGAACCAUGGUGUCCAAAUGAUACCGACGACGAAACGAUAAGUCGACUGCUAGUCUGUCAGUGGUUGACUGACCGAGGAGUGGUGUACGUACCGCCGUCCACGCAGCUCACACGUUCAUACACGCUAUAUAAAUACACGGAACAUACACACAGACAUACAGAAUUUGCACCCCAUACUUUGUCGCGCGCAUAUGUGUAAUGGAAAAAAAGACAUGCAAACGCGAAACACGCAUAACUCUUCCGGCUAUCGAAUCCGCUAGCUCAAAUGUAUCUGCUGAUGAAAGAGAGGACGUACGAAUCCGGCAAAAUAUGUGAUUCGACUAAUUCGCAGACUCGUGUUGGCAGUUAAUAUAUGAUUUAUAAGUAUCAACGAUUAAUGAUUCUUUGUGCUUGUGUAUUAUAGAAAUUGUGCCAUUCCAUGGUGCAGUCUAUGCGUCAAGUCACUGUAGACCGAGUGUAGGAUCAUUAUAUCGCGGUGCGGGACGGCGCCGCGGUGUAAGCGUGGAGGGCGAGGAUGAUGAGUUGCGGGGAGGCCGCUCGCCGGUUCUCCAUGUACAAUGAAUACGAACAUGUGGUACAAACCUUAAGUUUUCCUUACUUAACAUGCCUAACUAGCGCGAAAAACGGAAGAUCAGUCGUGCCAACGAGAUUAAUCUAAUCAUUGUGAUAAUAAUAACUUUGCAUUGUCACGCCGCACUUCCCAGUUAACCAUGAAACCAGGUUUUCCUCGUACGAAUUACAUUGCAAUUGAUAAUCCGAGCGUUGCCGAUCGAUUAAAGUAUAAAUGAGCAUUUACAGCUGUUUACGGAAUCGAAAUAAUGACAGUUACCAUUAUGAGGAAGCUCGACUUUCGACAUACUCAAAAUUAUCUGUCUACCAUUUACGAUUUAGUGUCACAUAUUAAACGUAGGCCUAUUUUCUCAUUAGUUGAUUACUGCUGCAAACUGAUUCUUCUUUGUCUCGGUCGCAGACCAGUCGCCAAUACGAGUCGAACGAUAAUGGAGAGUAACAUAUUUUCCCUUCCAUUUUAUAUCCGGACAUAACUAAAUGUUGCUGCACUAAAUAUAUCGAGCAAUAAGCGGCGCCGAUUCAAAAUAAUGUAUAUCAAUUGUCAUUUUCUAAAAGGAAAUUGCCCCGACCAGGAGACUAAUGAAAAUUGAAUAGAUGGAAUACAGAUUUUCUAAUCUUUCUUAUCAAUAUAAUAAUUUGUUCACACUCUUGUACUCCUACAGAUAUAAGCAGCAAUUUCGUACAUGGAUAAAAUAAACCUAAAAGUGCAUUUCUGACGAUGGUAAGCUGGGUUUGCAGAGUUUAUAUAAAUAAAAAGUAUUUGCUGAACAAUAUACACCAGUAUAAUGUAACUUUGAUAAAUAAUCCAAAUCAUAUUGAAGCAGAGUUCAUAUUGAAAACUCGCACGUUCAAUCCUCCAAGUUAUUUCAUUCUUCCGAGACGAUAUCAAUUUAAUUGCGUUGUCAUAGCUCUUUCGAUCGUAUUCCCAAGCUAUGGAUCGAUAAAAAUGUACACGAUAUAUGCAAGGAUAUUAAUGUAACAUGCGAGAUAUGAUAUUGAUACUAUGAAUUAUAACGUUGAUGCGGAAUGUAAUAUAUUAUAUCGACAUGGCAUCAACGUUAUAGCUGUCUCUAUAUAUAUAUAAGCAAUUCAAUAAAGUAACGUAAUAAAGUAGAUGAUGCUGGCGACAAAACUAAUAAAAGUAUUCGCAAAGAAUUGCUUGGUACAUGUGUACAUACCGUGUUCUGCGCGUGAAAUUUUCGACGGCAGCUGUCUACAAGGACAAUCGAUAUGUGCACCACAAAGUCUGAAAGCUUUGCCGCGCGUUAAAUUGUACGCUUUCAUCGCAAUUGAUAUUGUAAUUUCCACACACGGCGAGAGUAUUGUUUAAAUGUAUAAAGACGCAUGAGAUGCACACAUUACGAUGUACUUCUAAAAAAUUCCUACAGAAGAGGAAAGGAAGAAACAUCGACGUUUUGCCAGUGAUAUUGUAUCGUAUCCUUUGUGUUGCGUGUGAGUUUUGAAUAUGAAUUGUGACGAUGUAAACUUAUUUCUAAAGUAAAAUUAGCAUGAAAAAGACAGCUUCACGAUAACAUAAGAGUAAAGUUACAGAUUUAUAUAGAGACGAGAUUGAGGUACAAUGAACAGAGGAAAAUUAUGCACACGUGAGAUGUAAUUUUCUAUGUUAAAAAAACAACUAACGCAGAAGCUUCAUUACUAUAAAAUAACCGCUUUGGCGAUCACCAGUCUAUAGGAUUGAUCGAAGUUAAAUAAGUUUCAUGUACAAAUCAUUCUCGACAUAUUGGACAAAUAAUUUUCAAGAUCUCCCUUAAUCGAUAGAAGCGAAUAGGUAGCUUUUUUUAAAAGGAAAAUGCGAUGAUCGAACUAUAUAUAUCUAAGAUUGAUCUGAUUAAGCUCGUAGAUCAUGAGUGAAACUCUUGACGAAUCGCAUAUAGAAAAGAAUCUAAAUACUUAGUGAUUUAAAUAUAAACGGAUUCAUUUGAAGUUUUUGUACUCUGGAUCGUUUCCAUUCGUUAUCCGCACAGUCGUUUAAUCGAUUUCACGUAAGUACCGUUAAGUUGUGAUUCGAGAUACCUUGGACAUCCUAUGCGCCGAUUUCUAGAGCCAAUAAAUUGCGUAUUGUUUCUUGUAA
Molecule: messenger RNA, 4790 nt
Organism: Ooceraea biroi (clonal raider ant)
Lineage: Eukaryota; Metazoa; Arthropoda; Insecta; Hymenoptera; Formicidae
Gene: tws
Product: protein phosphatase 2 regulatory subunit tws
Cellular component (GO): protein phosphatase type 2A complex
Molecular function (GO): protein binding; protein phosphatase regulator activity
Source: RefSeq, a predicted model, not a curated record